AUGGURCUCACCCGAUUUAUUGCGGCAGCCGUAUUACUCCAUGUUGGCGCAGGACUUGGAGCAGUCCCUGGAAGACACCGACCCGACUCUGCCCUCUCAGCCCAACAUGCCACCCAGGCGCUCGUCGCGGAAGUCGCUAGCACUAGUGCUACGGCUACGACUACCGCGCCUGCCUUGGUUGAAACAGACCAGCCAACCCGCACGACUUCGCAAGACAAGCACUCGAGCAAGAAGAGCAAAAGAGGAAUUCUCACUCCCAGACAGCAGAUGCACGAAGUCGAAUUUCUACGGAAGUACCAUAACAACGACGAUUAUGCCAAAUGGUCAAGCGAACCCGAUCACGGCAGAGGACCGGCAUGGACCAAAGUCUUUCGAAUGACACUGUAUCAACAUCCUAACAAGACUCUUUUGGAUCGUGGAAUCGGCCUGGGAAAGGCGUGGUCAGCGGAUGACAAUGGCUUCAUCAGCGAUCGAAGCCAUGAUCUUAUGAAAUUGACCAACAGGGAGAAGCAGAAACUCGGCCUCUUGCCAAAGCUUAACAGGAGACUCCCCCCUCGAAUGAACCAUGCAGAAGACCCCACGGUGACAGUGGAACCUCUCCCCGAGGAAACAGCAAAACCGAUUGCACUGCCAUGGUCCAUGGUAUUGGAAAAGGUCAAAUCGAAGCAAAAGCCCAAGACUGCCACCACUUCCGCGCCCUCCUCGAUUGUUACCGUUGACGGGGUCAAAUUAUCCGUUCUCUCGGGGGCACAAUCCGCAACUCCGCCAAAUCAAGAUCGUUCGCUCGUCACCGUAGACGGAAAGACACUCGCCAUUGUCACUACAGACGCGCCCAAAGCUUCGUCCACGACCUCGGCAAAAGCUACAUCGGGUCACUCAGCGCGAGAUGCAUUACCCUUCAUCGUAGCACAAUCCUUAUGGGUUGCGAACUCAUCUCUCUCUGCAGUGUCGAAAAGAGGCGCGGUCUUACCACAGCUCGCCACGMUGGUGGAAGAGUUCUCAAGUAAUGCCGUCGGAAAAGUCAUCAUCAAAGCAGUAUCGUUGUCUGUCCGAGCCGGAGAUUUCACCAUCCAGGAAUCCAUACCUGUGGUCAAACUGUUUUCAGCGAUGUUUCGUGGUGUUCCAAUAGAUGUAGGGGAUGCAGCUGAGGUGUACGGUGAUUGGCUGGUAGAUCAGCUACCAUUGUAUCAGGAAGCAAUGGAAGUAGAAGGAAAGACCAUGAUGGAGAUAUUGGAGGGAACGCUCGAGGAGAUGGGUGACGAGGAGGUGGUAGCCGCCAUCGCCGAAGCCGGAGAAGCCGCCGAAGCUGCCGCCGCCGAAGCCGCCGCCGCCGAAGCCGCCGCCGCCGCCGCCGCGAACGCAGCUCCUCUUGUCCCCAUCGAAGGCUCUGCGUUCAUCGUCGACGCAGUUGCAGAAGCGGCAUUAGAGGCCGCAGGAGAAGGUAUUGGAGCUACUAUUGGUGGCGAGGCCAUCGGAGAAGGGAUUGCCAUUGGUGUGGGCGAGGCAGCCGCUGAGGGACUGGGCCUUGCUGUGGGCGAAGCUGCUGCAGGAGCAGUUGUGGGCGAAAUUGCCGCAGGAGCAGCUGUUGAUGCUGCAGUUGCGGCGACAGAGGCGACAAUCUUUGCAGGAGAAGCCGCCGCUCUCGCUCCGUUGCAAGUCGUUCCUGUUAUAGGCCAAGUGCUUGCUGGUGUUGUUUUGUUCGCGACGGUUCUCACCGAACUCCUGAUCCACCUCCUCCACCACAAGCCUCAGCACCCAGCUAAUCCCGGCGGCAAACUCCAUUUCGCUUGGGACUGGAAUGGCAUCCCAUACCAGUACGAUGACCUGCACCCAAAACUAGAGCAAGGAGAACCUCCAGAAACCACUCCGCCCCCCACAGGCUGUGAUACAUUCGACAUGGACGACCUUGAACGAAGGGGCUGGACAACUACACAGUAUGCCUUGGCGCCUUGCAGCACAUGGUUGGCGAAAGAAUGUUCUCGAGAGUGGUACGAAGCAUGGAGGCCAAAUCUCGGGAGACAUGAUCGUCGGAACCCCGUCUACUGCUUUGAGACCGUUGAUUUCAAGACCAAAGAAAAACACGCUGAUGAAUACACUAGCGCAUAUGAAGAAUGGAAAAAAGUCGCUGAUUCUGGUCAAUCUUUUAGCCAAUACGCUGGCCAUGAGCUCGCUCAGCUGGAGCAGUGCCUGGGGCCUACUAACAAUGACAAAGAGUCGAUGGUCGAUAAGAAGCGUUGCCGCAAGAAGUUUCUCCCCACGAUGAAACAUCACAACAUCGAGAACGCGGAUUGCGGUUCGAAGGAAGAAUGCGCAAAGCAGACUGCGAAAUGGAUCUAUCGAACGACAGGGUGGCCAAAGGGAUGCAAGCAUAAUGAGGCCUCAUGUUGGGAGUGA
Ramularia collo-cygni is the source of this 2394-nucleotide messenger RNA. RefSeq lists its product as uncharacterized. The coding region runs from base 1 to 2394 and encodes 797 amino acids. The transcript has 7 exons. The record is from RefSeq and is a predicted model, not a curated record. Lineage: Eukaryota; Fungi; Ascomycota; Dothideomycetes; Mycosphaerellales; Mycosphaerellaceae.